AUGAAAAUUCAAGGAACAAUCAGAAAGACACUAGCAGUUGUGGCACAGGUUGCCGUGGUUAAAUGUGCAAUGUAUGGAGACUUUGACUACUUCAAUGGAGCAGACAUGUACAAUGGUAACAACAGAUGCGGAGGAACCGGCAGAGGAUUUGAAACUCUGGAUGACUCAUACUACUAUGGUGGAAACCAAAACCAGUUUGCAGACAGCGAUGUAGUUGCAGGGUGUAACACUGGAAGAUGUGGCAUUUCAAUGGAAUCCAAUGUUCCAGCAAUUGGAGGAGGUGCAUACCCAAGUGAAGAUGUAUUCCAAGCAUACCCAGGUGCAAUAUCAGGAAAUGCAUACAAUCAGACAUACCAGCCAUACCCAGUAGCUGAUGCAUAUGAGAUGUCUACAGGAUAUUUCAAUACUCCUCAGCCAGUAGCUCAAGUGUCCAACAGCUACCCAGAGGUUUACAGCCAGAUUGCACCAGUAUACUCAGACCCAACUGUCCAUGCACCAACAUGCGCAUUCAGCCAAAACAAUGCAACUGUUGCACAGCAAGUCACUGAAUCAUUUGUUUCCAACGAAGCAACAGAGCCAAUCUCUAUUCUUCUUAAUGGAAGUGUUCCUGUUAACAUGCAGCCAACCACCAUUACCCUUGGUGACCACACAUACCCAUUAAACAAUGCUUCUGUUCCAGCCAUCUCUGCACCAGCCCCAAUAAGCCUGGGUGAGGUCAGCAUGCAUGAGCUUGACUUUUCAGCAGCCACAAUCACUCCACUUCCAUCCCUUACUAAAGAAGAGAUAGCCGCAGCAGAGGCAUCUGCAGCAGGUAUCACUGUAGCACAGCUUAAGAAGGACGAGAAGACCAAGGAGGCCGAUGGCAAAGGAAAGAAAGGCAAGUCUGGAAAGAAAGGAAAGUCUGGAAAGAAAGGAAAGUCUGGAAAGAAGGAUGCCAAAUGCAAGACCGAUCUUAAGAAGAAGAACGGAGUAGCAGGUGUGUCCGCACUUGUUGCCAUUGCAGUUCUUCCAAUGAUUGCAUUGUUCAUGUAAACAGAUCCCU
Molecule: messenger RNA, 1042 nt
Organism: Nematocida parisii ERTm1
Lineage: Eukaryota; Fungi; Microsporidia
Exons: 1
Coding region: 1-1032 (343 amino acids)
Source: RefSeq, a predicted model, not a curated record